Synchiropus splendidus (mandarinfish) is the source of this 887-nucleotide messenger RNA. Its product is annotated as galectin-2-like. The coding region runs from base 216 to 617 and encodes 133 amino acids. The record is from RefSeq and is a predicted model, not a curated record. The transcript has 5 exons. NCBI's taxonomy places the organism in Eukaryota, Metazoa, Chordata, Actinopteri, Syngnathiformes, Callionymidae. Gene Ontology annotation, molecular function: carbohydrate binding.
CGACCAUUAAACAGACCAGAAGAAUGCAACAGACUAUAAGAAGGAAACAGGAUAUAUGCAUCCCUAAAUAUAUUUCACUACUAACAUACGUAAGUGGUGAUAUCUUCCAAGGUGUUCAGUUGUUGCACUGAUAAAGUUCCACCGUUGGAUGACUGGCAGCUCAGUGAGAGGACGAGCAGCUGCAGCUUCACAUCACCUCACCAUCCAACAUCAGCAUGACCCUGGAACUGAGCGGCGUGAACCUGAGCAUUGGAGACCAGCUGAAAAUAAAGGGAGAGGUCCCCAGUGAUGCGGAAAGGUUUCAGAUUGACCUUGGACACAAUGUGCAUGACAUUGCUCUGCACUUCAACCCACGUUUCCAUGAUGACAUUGAUGGCGCUGUACUUGUCUGCAACUCGAAGUCCAGUGGGUGUUGGGGUGAAGAAGUGAGGGACUUGCACAACCCCCUGCAGAGAGGAACCAGCGUCAAGAUUGUGUUGAAGGUGGCGGGCGACUGGUUUGAAGUGCUCCUCCCAGAUGGACACGAAGUCCGCUUUCCGAAUCGUCAGGACGUGGAUGUCAUCAGCUACGUGAAGGUUACGGGAGACUUCAAGCUAUCCAGUCUGAAGAUCUGCUGAAGAGCUUGGCUGGAAACACCAGACUCAGGACAAAAUAAAGCUGCAGAACAUCACAUGGCUCACUCUGGCGGCUCAGUUAGACAACAGCGGCAAAUGGGUGCAGGACUGGUCCAGAAAGGGAGCGCUGACUCAUCAUUUUGCUGUCUCAUAUCAGGCCGAGAACAUGUGAGACAGAAUGAACCAGCGGGAGUGACCUCUCCUUUGAUGUUGAUCCCGCUGCGCUACAGUCGGAACAGGAACAAAGACAGGCACGCCGUGCGUUUGCUGCAA